This is a messenger RNA of Nerophis lumbriciformis (worm pipefish), 1671 nucleotides long. NCBI's taxonomy places the organism in Eukaryota, Metazoa, Chordata, Actinopteri, Syngnathiformes, Syngnathidae. The record is from RefSeq and is a predicted model, not a curated record.
AUGAAGAAGAGCAACCAGGCAGGACCGGGCCCUCAGGACCAGUCCCAUCCGGGCCCGCCGCAGCCGGACAAACUGGGCUGGCUGAGGAAGUUCUGCGGACGCGGGAUCUUCAGGGAACUCUGGAGGAGUCGCUACGUGGUCCUCAGAGGACAGCACUUGUUCAUAUCCGAGAAAGAGGUGAAGGACGAGCGUAAGGCCGGGGAGGUUUUGGACCUGGCCGACUACGAGCGCUCCGAAGAAGUGAGGAAAGCCAAAAGUCGCAGCAAGAAGAACCACAGCCGCUUCAUGCUCAUAAGGUGUCGACGGCCCGGAAACACGGUUCCCAACCUUCUUUUUCUGGCCGUCAGUCCCGAGGAGAAGGAAUCGUGGAUCAACGCGCUCAACGUCGCCAUCGUCAAGGCCAAAAACAGGGUUUUGGACCAGUUGACUAUGGACGAGCUGGUCUUGGUGCAUCCCACCAGAGACCGAGCCAAGAUCCCGCAAGGACGUCGCCUUCCCACCCGAGGACACCUCAUGACCGUGGCAUCGUCGUCUCACCACGGCACACUGACCCUUGACCUGGUGGCCGAGGAGGAAAACUUCCCCUCAUCCUGGGAGAAUGUGUUCCGCGCCAGUUCUGAAGGCCGACGUCAGCGCUCUGGGACGGAUGUGUCCAAACUGCGAGUCCGGACCGAGGAGCCCGUCAAGACGGGAAGUCUGCCCCGUGGUAGCGAGCGUUCCUGGGGGAAAUAUUCCCGUCCGGAAGCCUCUGAGGUGCACGAAAGCAAGCAGCUGCAGGUCCUCCAAAAGCAGUCCAGAACUCCUCAGCCUGGGAAGAAGAGCAACAUGGCGGGUCGGAACCGCUGCGCCUCUUUGGAUGAAGUCCUCUCCUCCAGACCGGCAAUGAUUCGUUCCGAGUUGCGUUGGGCUCUUAACCGACGACCGACAGAAGAGGAAGGCGGCGCCACGGUGCAGCCCGUAGGUCAACUGCAGAGUCUCAUCGCGCAGAAAAUGCAACGGGCUCAGGAACUGCUGGAAGAACUGCGACUGCAGGAACUGCAAAAGGCCAAAGCCGAGCGCGAGAAAGGAAGCGCAACGUCCGGGAAAGGGGUAGAGUCUCCUCGUCUUCAUCGCCUAAUGGGCGGGGACUCGCCGCAAACCAGGUCGUCUUCGUCCCCACGUAGCCGCGGCGGCGACUCUCCCGGAGUCCGACUGAAGGACUCGCCACGGCUGAGAGGUCGCGACUCUCCCCGCUCCAAGGGUCGCGGGAAUCGCUCCCGUGACGCCGAUUCCCCUCGGACCCGAGGUCCUCGGCCUUCCCCUCGCCGCAAAAACCGGGAAGCGCCCUCGGAAGCGUCCCGUCCGCCAGAAGCUCUGGCCGUCCCAGAUGGCGCAGAUUUGCCGGCCGAAUCGUCGCCCGGUACCGGCAAUGUUUCCUCAUCAGACGCCACCGAAACCGUCCAGAAAGCAGAUAGGGAUGAAGAAGCACUGGAAAAGCGGCGUGCGGAAGCGGAGCGCCUCCUGGUGGAGGCCAUGUGUUCCUGGCAGGAAGCGCGAGAAGUGUUGCGGGAGGUGAAGGAGCUGCAGAGUCACACGCUGCGACGCCAGCGCAGGAGGACCUACGAGAAGAUGACGAGCAGCGCGUCUGCCGAGGUCCGCUUGUCGCCCGAGGACGGGUCUGAGUCGCCUUGA